UGGCCAUGCUGCAGUUUCACCCCCUCCGCCAUGUUUUAGGGAUCAGGCGACCUGCAACUGUCCCUUGCUAAGCAUGGAAGACUCGCGCUGCGAGGUGGAAAGCAUCUUGCAGGGCUUGUUGGUUCAACGCAACGGUCUCCCACGGGAAUGCUGGGCCCACUUUCUGCAGAUUAUUGGUGGCACAGAGCAGGAAGCACGUGCACUGCUGCAGGGCCAAGAGCCCCAGAUCAGCGUGAAGCAGUUUUUAGACCUUCUAUUUGAGCCAACACAUGCCAUGUCGGCCGUCGUGCCGAAAGGACAGAAAAGGGACAACACCGCAAGGACCAAUGACUUGAAGGAAUACUUCGAGACACACUACCGCGCAGGAGGUGAGUUUUGCCAUUCUGACUAUUUUGUUUUUGGUGAUGCUGAAGAUUGGACAUGGAUGCAUAGACCCACUGAAAUUCAGGUGUGGCGUGAUGCCAUUGACUUGUCUUCGGGUCAGGAUGGGCAAGUUUUUUUCCACUACACGAGUGAGCCUGGAUUCCGAAACAUCACGCACCCAAACAAGGAGGCAGCUGAGAUUUGGGCAUCUGUAAGAACGGAAGGGCCAAACGCCAAUACCUGGUGGGACAAGGGCAUCUAUAUUGUCUGCUUUCCUCCCGACCAUUGGCAAAGUCGUGAGCUGCUAAACAACCACUUCCGCAACAUGAUGCAGAAAGACGAAGAUAGUGAAGAUCCACAGAAAGUUCCAGCAUAUACGAGGGGGGCCUUUUGUGUCCCCAUCCUCAUCGAUCCGGUCAACGCCUUUGAUGUGUCAAUUAAAGCACUUCCAGACAUGGAGGCAGCCGGGAAGGAAUCGGUUGGGAACAGGCUCUUGAAGGAGCCGGGAAAGCUUCCUUGCUGCAGCGCAGUGCUCCAAGUCUCUGGUGAAGAUAGCGUUCAAGAUGCACGUGGACAAUUGCUGGAAACCCUGCGCCGCCGCGCGUGCUUCGCACCUGCGGACUUGGACGCCAAGUCCAGGCUCGCCUGGGUACUGCGAGCGCGUGGCUUCUCUCAAGAGGCAUUGCCUUUGGCACAAGAAAUACUGGCACUUUGUGAAUCAAGACAUGGUCCUGAGACCGCUGAAGCUUUGACAUGCCAGAGCAUGCUGGCCAAAAUCUUGUUCGAUCUGGGCAACUUUUGUGAAGCUGAGAAGCUGCAUCGACGAGUCCUUGAUGCGAGGACGAAGGCACUUGGUCCUGAACACAAAGAGACCGUCUCCUCCAUGGGUGAGUUGGCUGUCACCCUUUUUGGCAUGAACAAUCCUAGCAGUGACGCUGAAGCUGCUGAGUUGUAUCGUCAAGUUUUAAGCUUCCAAGAAAGGUGGUUGGGUACCAGUCAUCCUGCUACUUUGCAUACAAUCACUAACUUGGCUACUGCCUUGGCAGACAUGGGCAACCUUGGUGAAGCGACGGACUUGCACCGCACCGCUUUGGAGGCAAGAGAAAAGACAUUGGGCCCUGAGCAUCCUCAGACUUUGCAGUCUGUCAGCCAUUUGGCAGCGGCAUUACAUGUUAAAGGUGGGCUGCGCGAAGCUGUGGAACUGCAAAGGCGCGCUUUGGAAGCCAGGGAAAGGCACUUGGGUCCUCAACAUCCAAGAACCCGCAAAUCCCUCCAGCGGCUUGAGUCAAUACUGUGUGACAUGAUUAACAAAAGGGGGGAAACGCCAGGUGAAUUUGUGGAAUCGUGCCGCAAACUACUAGCAGCCAGGGUAAAGAUUCUGGGCUUGCAACAUCCAGAUACGGCGGCGGCCAUGGCGGUUUUGGCGCUCACUUUGACUGGGACUGGCCGCAGCACUGAAGCGGCUGAGUUGAAUCGUCAGGUCGUGGAAGUGAAAGAAAGCAGCCUCGGCGUUGACGACCCCGCUACUUUGAGCGCGAUCAACAACUUGGCUAGCACGCUGGCGGACAUGGGCAAUCUCCCCGAAGCAAUAGACUUGUACCGCAAAGUUUUAGAGGUCAGGAAAAAGAGGUUGGGUCCAGAGCACCCGCAAACUUUGCAGUCCGUCAGAGCUUUGGCAGUGGCAUUGCAUGAAAGACGAUACGUUUGAAUCAAGGUGCCACGGUCAAGUCUCUGCGUUCUGACAAACACCGACAACCUUCUCCAGCAUGUUGGAUGACAUGGGCAACACACGUGAACCUUCAGCGGAUGCGAAUGGAAAUGGACCCCUACGAAAAAGUUGACGACGCUGCGGUGCUGGCAAUGUAGUAAUCUUUCUAAACUGAUAAACGACAAUGCAUCAUGCUGCUUCGAGAUGGCUUCACCGCUCGCGAAAA
This is a messenger RNA of Cladocopium goreaui, 2297 nucleotides long. Lineage: Eukaryota; Dinophyceae; Suessiales; Symbiodiniaceae. The record is from the annotation of a GenBank genome assembly.